Messenger RNA from Microbotryum saponariae, 2000 nucleotides. The record is from the annotation of a GenBank genome assembly. NCBI's taxonomy places the organism in Eukaryota, Fungi, Basidiomycota, Microbotryomycetes, Microbotryales, Microbotryaceae.
AUGCUGACUCGAGCUACCGCCGCGACGCAGGCGUUCCAGCCCGUCGACAAGGCCGCGCACGUCGAUGCGGCGCCACUCGAUGCCCACGGAGGCGGCGCCGAAUCGGAUUCGGAUUCGGCGUCGCUCGCGUCGAGCCACGACUCGGAACUCUUGAUCAACUAUGCCGUGUCGAGGAUCCCGGAAGAGAACGUAGGGGUGAAGUCGUUCGCGACGACACGCCAAGCCAAGGAUCGACGACCCCCGUCCACUUUUUACCUCAAGAAGCGCUCCGAGAUGAACCUCGCCGAAAAGCUAUGCCAACUCGCCGACACCCCCGUCGAGAUUCAUCGCCUCCAACCCGCCGAUCUCGACCGCGGCCCACCGCCGUACCUGAACCCCGUGUGGGAUAUUUGGCACAUCUUCUGGAGCUCGCUGCCACCACUCGUCGUGCAGGAGGUGUGCUACGCGAUCUGGCCCGACUACCGAUGGCCGUGGAUCGUGCAGUACCCCGUCUUUCUGGUGGGUCUGAUCCAUUUCGCCGUCCAGGCCGUGCAUCGACUCAACCGUGAGUGCGCACUCCGAGGGGUCUUGAAAGUGAGGACAUAAUGGAAGCUGAUGGAACUUUGAAUGGAAUGUCACGCCAGGCUACGCGCUCAAGUACGGCACCCUGGACGAAAAGGAGAUUGGGCGGGAUCGCACCCCGGACAAGUCGGUCCCGCAUCUCGCCAUGGGGAUCGUCGGCUACGUCUUUGUACGCAUGGCCCUACCCUUCGUCCUGCACUAUGACCGCUCGGUCGCGCACCCGCUCUUCAACUUUACGUGGACCUUCCCAAUGCGCUUGAUCCUGUGGGAAAUUGUCUUGGUCCGUUUCUCAUUGCGCAGCUCGGUGCUAGUUUGGGGGUUUCCAUUUUUCGCUGCAUGGCUGACAACGUUCAUUUUGUAGGACUAUUUCUUUUACGUCUACCACCGAAGCUCGCACGAGGUUGAUGCGCUGUGGUUCAUGUGAGUGGUAGAGAGUCGCGUUGGGGCUGUUCGCCCGCCCAGCCCGCCCACAGUUAGCUUUAACUGAUUCCUCCUCGGGCUCCUAUAUCGGCCCGUUUGCACUUGUUACAGCCAGUAAGUGGCACCCCGGAGCGGAGUGUAGGGUGUCUGGAAGAGUGGUGCUGAUCUCGAGCUCGCCUGCACUCCCUUUGCAGCAUGCACCACCACACGACCAAGCACCCGACGCACAUCCUCUCGAUCCUCGCCGAGGAGUACCAGGAGAUGCUCGAGGUGCUCAUCGUGCCUUCGAUCGCUUCGUGGCUCGUGCCCAUGACGCAGAGCGAGCUGUACGUCGCCCUCGCCGCGACGAUGUGGGUCGAGAUGCAAGGUAAGCUCCGAGAACCCCUGUUUUCGCCUCGUGCUCCACCCUUCCUCCGUACAGGUGCUGAGAUGCUGGUAUCGCCUACUUGCUCUGAACCUCGACUCGGGAAUUUUCCUUUGAAUCUGCACUGGACCUUGGUUAGGACAUUGUGGCGUGCGAGGUGAGUUUUAGUUCUGGUCAGCAUUGCACGUUCGCGAAGGACGUCGGGACUGACGCGUGCUCUUUACUUUACGUGCUUCUACAUUUUGUCUACAUACUGAAGCGCACUGGCGGCAACCAAUUGCGUCUUUCAUUUUGAAAUAUUUUGACAUGGAUCUCGCCGUGGAGGAUCACGACAUGCGUAGGUUUAUAUCUCGAAUCGAGUAUCGAGCUGUCGCUGGCCACUUUGUCCCAAACGCUGACAGAGUCCUCCCCGCCCUUCUCCUUUCAUCCCCGUAUUUUUUGUUACACAUUGUACUUUCACAUCUUCAGAUCAUCGUGGAGGAAAGAGCGGGUGCGUUCAAAUCGCUAAUGUUCGAAUAACUGCACAGAUAAUUCACGAUCGCUGACAGUGUCUCUUUGACCUCCCCACAGGCGAAACUACGGCAAGCAAACUCGAGUUUGGGACAAACUUUACGGCACCUCGGCAGAACGGAUCGAGACGUACGGGAUGUUCUGA